Mercenaria mercenaria is the source of this 4797-nucleotide messenger RNA. Its product is annotated as microfibril-associated glycoprotein 4-like. Bases 103 to 1044 code for a protein of 313 amino acids. The record is from RefSeq and is a predicted model, not a curated record. The transcript has 2 exons. NCBI's taxonomy places the organism in Eukaryota, Metazoa, Mollusca, Bivalvia, Venerida, Veneridae.
AAAUCAAGAAACGAAGUACUACGCUGUUAAUUUUCAGUUCAUUCCUCUUGAAAUGAUAUUCACGUCAGGUUUUCGUUUGCUUUAGAGUAUUGAAAUAAAAUCAUGGAAUUGAAAGACCUUACACUAGUUCUUGCAAUUCUAUGUGUUACUACAGACGCUAUUGAUCAUUAUACUGUUGUCAAUAUUCAUAACGGAUACAACAAGAGGAAAGCCAUUGAAAAGGAUUAUACCACUACGAUAAUUCAAGGAAAUCAUCCUUUUGACUUAAUUGGUAACUUAACGUCAAAUUUGGAUGCAUAUGAAACACGAUUUGAAAACCUGGUGGAUAAGCUAGAAAAUGUAACGGUAAAAUUGGACAUCUGUGAAGCUAAACUGGAUCAGAUAUUGAGGUCAAUAGACGGAAACGCGAGACCUCGGGACUGCAAUGAAGUUCAAAACCUCGGAUACACAAGAACUGGCGUUUAUACUAUCUACCCAAAACCUGGUGUUAAAGGCUUUCAAGUUAGGUGUGACAUGGAUACAACGACUGGUGGAUGGACCGUGAUACAACGCAGAGUAUCGCCGAGUAAUUUCUUUAGAACUUGGGAUGAAUACAAAUCUGGCUUUGGGGAUGCGAACGAAAAUUAUUGGCUCGGAAACCAAGCAAUACACAUGAUUACUUUUCAAGGCAAAUACAAACUACGUGUGGACUUGACCAGUUUUGAAAAUGAGACGGCAUAUGCAGAGUAUGGGUCAUUUUCUGUAGGUGAUUCCAAAUCAAAUUACACGCUCGUUGUUGGUGGGUACACCGGAAAUGCAGGAGACAGCCUCAGUGAACUAAACCAUAGAAUGUUUUCCACGAAAGACAGGGAUAAUGACAAAUGGGCCAACAAUUGUGCUCAGUCAUUUACCGGCGCCUGGUGGUACAAAGACUGUCAUUUGUCCAAUCUGAAUGGAGAUUACGGCAAUAAAAAUUUUGGUAAAGGUAUUAACUGGUACACAUGGAAAGGACAUUACACUUCUCUCAAAAUAACCGAAAUGAAAAUCCUUCCCACCAACGAGUAAGAGUAUAAACUGACAGCUUCAAGAAGUGUUCCUGCGUUCCUCUGAAAAUAUGACCCUGAACGGAAAUAAAACUCUCUCCAACAUUAUACUACUGGCUGCUGAAACAAAACGAAAUUUCUAUAUAUAAUUGUGAGAAAACAAACAUUUUAGUAUACACUAUAUAUCAUGUUAUAUUUUUUUUUGGAAGCUUUACUAUUUUUAUGAUUUAAUUAAAUUUCUUUGUAUGACGUUUACUUCAUUUAAUACCGUAUAGAAUUGUUUUUUUUAAAAGGACGUCUAUAUUGAACGUAUGUUUUUUAUUUUAUGUUUAUUUAUUUAUUUUUGUUAUUUUUUAUUUUUUUUUGCUUUUAUAAUCUCAUCAAACAUAGAACUAGUCCGAUAACUAAUUAAGGUUACGGAAGCCAUUAUAACUACCUGGACUUGUUUAUUAUUAAUCAAAGUUAAUAUAUGAAAUACAGUUUUAGCCUCCAGAUUGAAGUUAAAAUUAAGGUGAUGGACUCGGAACGAUAAUCCCCAAACUACAUAAUUAUUCUCCGUAUGUGAUUUCGGCACGAAAAACGAUGUGGGUAUAGAACUCUAUUUACGUUAAAAUGCCUAUUACCUAACAAGAAUACGUAGUUACAUGGAUACUGUCGUUUGUCAUUCUGUAUCAACUACAUUAAUGACAAUGGCCUCCAAAGAACACGACAACAAAAAAGGAACAAACAUAGGUAUCAUUAAAUUAUUGUUAUAUUUCUUAAGAUAGCUUUGAAACUUAAUUACUGACAGACGAUAUCUUAUGGAAACAGAUGUUAAGUACGUUGUUUUUACUAUUUUUUACACUGAAAAUCGCAAAGCUUUUCUAACGUUUUACUUGUGGUAAACCAUCUAUACGCAAUAUACAUAUAUUCCUCCGUGGCGGGAUUAGCAGACAGCGGAAAGUUUUUAUUGCCGCGGGGCCAGGAUUCGAAUUUUUGUCUGUAUUUGGCAUUUUUAAGAUAAUUUAGAAACAAAAACUCAGAUUCUAAUGUUCAUGAUAUGGCCAAACUUCAGUUUUGAAGAAAGAUUAUUUUAGCAAAAGUCUGGGCCUUUGAGUCACAACUGCUCAACGACAGUUUUAAAUUACGAUAAAUAUAUUUGUGUUAAGGCAUAUUUUAAUCCAAAGACACAUUCAAUUGUUUGGUGUAAUCUUGUGUAUAAAUUUGCAAUCUUUUAUUCAUGUAACCUUAUAUUUACCGAUCAUUUUCCUUCUAAGAUAAGACAUUUAAUAAGCGUGGUUGAUAUUUCUCUUAUAGCCUGGAAAUAUCGUUUUUAUGCUUGAUGAUUGCACUUAUUAAGGGAUCCCUAGAGUCACAACUCAAUAUCAGUUCAUACUUUCAGGCCGAGUAUGAUUUUGUUUUUGAAAAUUGCAAUAAAGCUUUAACACUUGGUCAAAUCAUCAUUAACAUAGAAGCAAAUGAUGAUUUAUAGUACAUAAACCAAGCCGGUUGUAAAAUGAGUCACUCUAGUUUAGACCGAAAGUUUACCCCAAAAUACUGAAAUCUUACGUGCAGUCAAACUCCAUUUUAACACAUAUUACAAAGACAAAAUUUUAGUUCUGUUUAAAGUACAAUAUGUAUACUAUAAACACUUAUAGAUUUUUGUCUCAAUUGUUCCUGGUCAUUACAUUAGACAAGACAACCCAAUGAAAAUUUAAUUUAAAUGUUGUUUGUACAUGCAUUACUUACCAAAGCUACCUAUACAGGUAAAUCAGUACACAUCAAUGGUUUAACGCAACACCACGCUAACUAUAUUGAUUUAUAUAAGGAGAUAACAUAGCUUUUCAUUGAACAAUCGACCUAUAAUAUUAACUUGUUUAUAUAGAUGUAAAUUAUGUGUGAACAGUUAAAACAGAUUUGAUAUAUUGAUGGUGUUGUUUGUUUUUGGUGAAUAAUUUAGUAACCAGGUAAAAUUUCCCUAUAUUAUUCUUCAUGGUCUGCUUUAGAAGUCGCGGUUGGCCGGUGAUCUAGUGGUAACACGUUUAACUGUCAAUCCAGAGGUCCGGGAUUUGAAUCCCGGUCCAGGCACUGGAAAUUUCUGUGAAGCUCUUGAGUAUCCAGUAUCAAAUCCUAUAAAAAUAAAUAGCUAGGAAGUGUAGCAGGUCCAGGUUGGGCAGUAAUUAUAGUGAGUGCAGCAAGUAUUAUAAGUGCAGCAAGUCGAGGUACCAAAGUAAAUCCAGGAACCACAAUUAUAUUAGUACAUUGCUUGGAAGAUACCUGAUAUAUUGUCACCUUUGAUAGUAAACCCAAAACCAUUUGACAGUCGACUUGUUUUGACGUCACCAAAAUUGAUCUUGCUGGUCAAUUUGCAUAUGAGUCAAUACGACUCUGUUAUCUUUAAUCAUGUAUCUCAGUUAAACCUUUUAAAAUGGACUUUGAAUAUAUAUCUAAUAAUAAUGAAGAUAAUACUUUUCGCGUUGCCAUGUAGAUACAAUGUAAUGCACCAAUAACCCUAACUUCUUUAGUUAAUUUGAAAGCAUAAAGGAGGUAGGUUGCCUAAAUAGUUUUAUGUGCGCAUGUCCAACCGGUAGCUAACGAUUUACGACGACGUUUACGACAAACUAAAUUUGUUUGUAUAUUCAUUAUUCUGCAAAACAAUCAUGAACCUGCCUCCGAUCUGAAGCUUAAUGGUUUAAUAAUACAGAAAUAAUGGAUAAAUUGCAGUAGAAACGCUUCAUAACAACGUUGCCUUAAAAUGACGUCACUGACCUCAUGACGUUACGUGUCAGUUACCACGCAAAAUUGAUAGCUUUUAUUUUGAAUUUUCUUUAUUUGAAGUAUUUUUAAACAACCAUUAUUUGUUGAAAUAUUUUUAUGAGUCUUUCGGUCUGAAUAAUGAUCAAUGGUUUGCUUCUUUUAAGUAAUUAUAUUGAAAUGUUAUGCGGAAUAUAAAAAAAUGAAUGAUGGUAACUGAUUAUUUACAUUUAAACAAUAUCCAUGAGAAUAAAAGCAGCAUACAGAACGAUUUGUCUACGGCUGUAAUUAUUCAAAGCUGUCAAAUUUGUUUAAAUAAAUGCAAAUAGCACAAAAAUAUUACUUACGUUAGAAACAACAUGUUUAAAAGCAACAUCAACAAAGAUAAUUUUUAUUUAAUACCUUAAAGAAGAAAUCAAGAUAAAAAGCAAGAUAUAAGCUAUUUUAAAGUUCUCUGUUGCCAUGGUUACUUUUAACUUUACGGAAAAUAGAGUAACACGUAAAGUGUUUGGUAUUCUGCUAAUUAUAUUAUCCAAAUACUCCAUGUUGGGCAUUAACAGAAUGGCACUAAAGCCGUCGAAAAACCUGUUUUCAUACAUAGUUGUUCAAAGAUGAGAGAAAAUGCGUUACCAUGGAAAAACGAGCCCCGUAACAUCUACAUUUUAAGCUUAUAUUAGAAAGCUACCACGCAGCCUAGUAAAAAUAUCAACUAUGCAUAUUUCUACGGAUAACAAUGAUACUCAAAUACACUGAAAAGUGCACUGCAAAUCAAAUACUGAGAAAACAUGCGACAUCAAAUCAUCUGAUAUUUUUGUCAAGAUACGAAAUAUAUAAUAAGCUGAGCGCCAGACCUUGCUAAGAUGACUAUGUCUUAGAUUAGUUGAAAAACAAUGUUGAAUGUUCUUUGUUAAAUCAUAGGGCCAUUGAGAUCUAUAUAUAUGUAUCUCAUAUAUUAGAUUUUCCUCUUGCUUUUUUACCUGUAUUAUUCGUGUAUUAUUCGUGUACCAAUGCUUUUCAAAUGAUUAAAAUGUCACUUCUUUUC